Messenger RNA from Centropristis striata (black sea bass), 4503 nucleotides. RefSeq names its product F-box/LRR-repeat protein 3-like. The record is from RefSeq and is a predicted model, not a curated record. Bases 294 to 1598 code for a protein of 434 amino acids. The transcript has 6 exons. Gene Ontology annotation, molecular function: protein binding. Gene Ontology annotation, biological process: positive regulation of protein ubiquitination; SCF-dependent proteasomal ubiquitin-dependent protein catabolic process. NCBI's taxonomy places the organism in Eukaryota, Metazoa, Chordata, Actinopteri, Perciformes, Serranidae. Gene Ontology annotation, cellular component: SCF ubiquitin ligase complex.
GGUUCGACGCAGCAACACAAACGCCAUCUUUAGUCGACAGGCUAACUACGCUACUGAAGCAGAGCCGUGGAGCAAAACUAGGUCAGGCGCCUGGAAAACGAAACCGUUUCUGAAAAUCUUUAUUUUGAAAGCUUCCAGUCAGCGUUUGUUUACCUCCACGACCCCCCGUGCUGUCCUAUGGUCCAAUGUGUUUGAUCGGUCGGCCAGCUCGAACGCAGUUUUCUUGUGUCGGUCCCGGUUGACGAGGAGUGAUCGCCUUUUCUCACAAACAGCCCACGGAGGUGAAAGCCAGGAUGAAACGAGGUCUGCAAGGGAAUGAACAGGAGGAUGGAGGUGGCACCAGCAGUGGGUCUCAGGAGACUCUUAAACGGUCUCGCAAGCAGAGGAGGGAGAAAGAUCUGGAAGAGGAGGGAGCCCACUGGGGCUAUCUGCCCCAGGAGAUCCUGCUGCACAUCUUCCAGUACCUGCCUCUGCUGGAUAGGGCUUACGCUUCUCAGGUGUGCCGGGGCUGGAAUCAGGCUUUUCACAUGCCAGAGCUGUGGCGCUGCUUUGAGUUUGAGUUGAACCAGCCAGCGAGCUCCUACCUGAAGGCCACGCACCCAGAACUCAUCAAACAGAUAAUCAAAAGGCACUCCAACCACCUGCAGUACGUCAGCUUCAAGGUGGACAGCAGCAGAGAGUCUGCAGAGGCAGCGUGCGACAUCCUGUCACAGCUCGUCAACUGUUCUUUAAAAACACUGGGGCUCAUCUCCACAGCCCGGCCCAGCUUCAUGGAGCUGCCCAAGUCUCACUUCAUCUCAGCGCUGACGGUGGUCUUUGUCAACUCCAAAUCUUUGUCCUCCCUGAAGAUCGAUGACACACCUGUAGAUGACCCGUCACUCAAAGUCCUGGUGGCCAAUAACAGCGACACACUCAAACUGCUGAAAAUGAGCAGUUGCCCUCAUGUUUCACCUGCAGGCAUCCUUUGUGUGGCUGAUCAUUGCCACGGCCUGAGAGAACUGGCGCUCAACUACCAUUUGCUGAGCGAUGAACUUCUCAUCGCCCUCUCCUCGGAGAAGCACGUUCACCUCGAGCACCUUCGCAUCGACGUGGUUAGCGAGAAUCCCGGCCAACAGUUCCACACCAUCAAAAAGAGCAGCUGGGACGCCAUGGUGCGCCACUCUCCCAAAUUCAAUCUGGUCAUGUACUUCUUCCUCUACGAAGACGAGUUCAGCCCUUUCUUCCGCGAUGAAAUCCCCGUCACGCAUCUGUACUUCGGCCGCUCCGUCAGUAAAGAUGUGCUUGGCCGCGUGGGGCUCACCUGCCCGCGUCUGGUCGAGCUGGUGGUGUGCGCCAAUGGGCUGCGGCCGCUGGAUGAGGAGCUGAUCCGCAUCGCCCAGCGCUGCACACAGCUGUCAGCCAUCGGCUUGGGAGAGUGCGAGGUGUCCUGCAGCGCCUUCGUGGAGUUUGUCAAGAUGUGUGGAGACAGACUGACGCAGCUAUCCAUCAUGGAGGAGGUACUGGUUCCAGAUCACCGCUAUGGGCUGGAUGACAUCCACUGGGAGGUGUCAAAGCAUCUGGGUCGUGUCUGGUUCCCAGACAUGAUGCCUACCUGGUAGAUCUCUGGAAGAAAAUUUAAGUUGAGUCGCUUGGAGAACUAUGUUUUUUGGCCCUUCAUCAUCCUGUUUUUUUCCCCCGGACACUAUAUGUGUCCCUGUUCUUCUCCUUGAGUACAUGAAGAAAUUUGCAUCACUUUGAGUUUUAAUGGGAUGAAACAAGAAACAUUGAUUUCAACUCCACCAUGUCGUUCUAUGUAUACAUUUUUUAUUUAUAAGUAUAUUUAUAUCUAAAUGUAUUUGUCUUGUUGUCACUCAUAAAAAUUAGCACCUUGAUUUCUCAGCCUUUUCUUAACCCUGUGAUUGGUUUUCCAUGGAAAUUAACAGGAAUUUCUGGGAAUAUAUAUUAUUAAAAUGUAGGGGUUAUUUCAUGUACUAGUCUUUACUGCAUUACAUGCAGGCAGAUACAUAAACAUAUUUUCAUAUCGUAAGUGGGCAUAAGUACAAAUCCUUAGAACAGAAAUUUACAUGCAGUAAAGUAUUUUUUAUACAGAUGUGUUCAACAGAUUAUCAUCACACUUAGAGCAAAAUGUCUUUGAGACCAGGAAGUGUGGUAUUUUAGAAAAGUCUUUAAGUUUGAUGGAUAAAUGCACCCGCUAGAUGGGUACGCUGACCAUUAGAAGCCAUUUGUUUCGGUGAUAUCUCGUGAUAAUCACCAAGAGAAACUUUGUGUGGGAAUAUGCAGAUGAUCUGUGGUUUGCUUCCCUCCAUAUCGCCCAGAGCACCCCGCUAAUUUACAGCAUCACAGAUAACGAUACUGGCAACAUGGAGAUAAGCCAAACACUGUUCAUCUGCACAUACUGCCUACAAUGCAAUGACACGAAUCAGGUUGAACAUCAGCAAAGUUUCACUUCAUUAUUUUAUUUGUUUCUGACUCUUAAAAAUCCAACAUUGACACAUUGUGACUGUACAAGAAUACAAAACAUUUCAUUAUGAAGGCACAGUUGCCGUCAGUGUGAAGCUUCUUGCAGACUGGAUGGUUAAACACAAGACUUUGGACAGUGAAAUCACAGAACACAAGGACUUCUGUUAAAAACACAUGCUCUCCACGUGUCGUCUGCUCCUGACUCCUGUCACUGUGUUUCUGUUUGAUGUCUUUGAAUGUGUUUCUGCAUCUCAUUUAGAAAACUAGAGCUGUCUCACUCUGUUCUCUGACUCAACAUGGACAGAGAUUAAGACUUAGAACAGCUUUAUGUGAAGGUGGUGCUCUUUGGUAACUUUGGCCAUAAUCAUCUUAGUCUGUAUAUACUGUAAAUAUAUAGAGAGAGUCAUGGUUGAACAUAUUUUUGUGUGUAAUGUACAUUAGCUAUAUUUCUGAUUGCCUGACCCAUGUUCUCAUUGAAAUUGUAAAUAUCAAAAUGGGAGGGAGAAAUUUUAAUCCUGGACAUCAUAUAUCUGUACAUUUACUAAAUCGUACUAAUGCACUUUUACUCCAGUGAAGUACCCAGGUUUAACAAGCUGCAAUGUCAUUAGGGCAUGUCAUUAACAGAAUUUGCAGCCAAAUGAUGGUAAACUUUGGUCAAUAAAUCUAUCUUUAAGUCACCUUGCUACUUAAUUUGCUUUUUAUGGAGUCAUUUUAUAUUCUUAUAUAAACAUUCUAGAUUCUGAGAUAUUAAAUUGGCAGAAUUGUUAGAUUAUUGACAGAUUAUGCACAAAAAUCAUUCUGGUAAACUUCUGGGAAAAUGGACAAACCAAACCUGCUUGACUGUACAAUCAUUCACCAUGUUAAUAGUCAGAAAGAUUUAUUCUGGCGAAGCAUUUUAACAUAUUUUAGAGGUAAAUAUAGAUAAACAAUUUAAGGUCGCCCCAUGAAGAAAUCUCAAAUGGAUCGACAGGUCAUUAAUACAUGGAGAAAAUCAGAAACUUUUAAAAUGAUGUUGUUAAAAACAGAAGAAAGGGCUUGUAUAUUUAAUUAUGACUUCAAGAGACACUUUUUCUAAUUGUGAAUUUAGCUCAAAUUUAUGGAGCAACACAAUUAAGCAUUUAAAUGCUAGAACAGGGCUGCACAAUUAUGACAAACAAUGUACUUUUUGCAAUAAGUUUUUCAGAAACAACUGGCUGGGCUACAGCAAAAAGAUGCUGGUCCUUUAUAUUUUGCCCAGUGCUAUGUAUCUGAUGCAUAACAACAAGUUCCACAUCAUGUAUAAUUGAUUAAAAGAUAAAAAACCAAGAUCUCAACGAGGUAAUUGUGCAGCCCUGAAGACAGGACAGCGUGGCAGUUGAAUGUUGAUAUAACUGAAUGUUUGCCUGAAUGUGUUGAGAAUGAAAUAUUUAUGCCUCUAUUGUUUGUUGCAAUAGAGUGAAAGGAUAAUAGUUGGAAGACGUCUUAAGGUGGACUCAUCAAGGAUGUUGUUUUCUGUGGACACUUGGACUGUGCAAAGAAAGAGACCUGUAAAUCAUUUAUGUUCGGUUUUAAAUUAAUACUUGUUUUACGGGGUUGAUAUCCUUUUUUGUGUAUCUUAUUAAAAAAGAAACGCAUAUAUUUCUUUAGUUGUUUCCCUCUGAUAGGGACCCAUCAUGUCUUAAUUUCAUGUUUUGUGUUUCUGAAGGCCAGCCAGGCCUGAUAUUGGACUUUAUCCUUUAUUGACUUACAGUGCAUUUUGUUGUGUAUUUAUAAAACCAUGCCACCUGCUGGUUAAUAUUAACUGCAUUUGUAUUCAGUGCUUAUAGAUGAUUAUUAUAAUAUUCAAGAAUAGGCCAAGUAAGGGCUGCAGUUUUUAUGGAGUGUACAGUGACAGUGUGUUGUUUUUAUUUUUAGUUGAACGAGUACUGAGAAGAUUUAUUGGAAGGUAACCUCUUGUACUUUUCCCAAAGACAUGUAAUAUCUGAGUUAAGUUCACAUUAAAAACGCCUGUUUGGUUAUGUGUUCCAUGUCUGAACUAUUAAAACAACACCGUUGCUUUAAUUA